This is a messenger RNA of Condylostylus longicornis, 1535 nucleotides long. RefSeq names its product protein big brother (gene Bgb). NCBI's taxonomy places the organism in Eukaryota, Metazoa, Arthropoda, Insecta, Diptera, Dolichopodidae. Gene Ontology annotation, biological process: regulation of transcription by RNA polymerase II. The transcript has 3 exons. The coding region runs from base 287 to 946 and encodes 219 amino acids. The record is from RefSeq and is a predicted model, not a curated record. Gene Ontology annotation, molecular function: sequence-specific DNA binding; transcription coactivator activity. Gene Ontology annotation, cellular component: core-binding factor complex; nucleus.
UUUAGUCAUAAAGUUUUAUAUAAAGAAAUAUAAAAUUAAUUAAUGGUUAUACGAGGUGACGAGAAAAUUACAAAGAAAAGUUUUUUUUUGUGAAAAAUAAUUUUUUAUAAAAUUUUUGUAAAAUACAUUGGAUUACGGAAAGUCAAAGAAUAAUUUAAAAAUAAAAUUUCAAUAUAAAUAUCGUGUUAAUGAAAAAAAUAAAAUUAUAAAGUUUUUAUUUAAAUUAAUAUUUAAUUGAAAAUUUGUAAUACUGUUAGAGAAGUGAGAAAAAAAAUUAGAAACAAAAAUGCAGUUUAAUAUGAACGAUGCUGCAGCAUUAGCUGGUAUGAUACCAUAUGAUUCAAUUGGUUUAUAUGAACAACCAAAGCCUAGGUUUAUAUUUAAAAUGCCAAGAGUAGUACCAGAUCAAAAAUCUAAAUUUGAAAGUGAUGAAUUAUUUCGAAGGCUGAGCAGAGAGAGUGAAAUUCGUUAUACGGGAUAUCGAGAAAGAGCACUCGAAGAACGUCAAAUACGUUUUCAAAAUGGUUGUCGUGAAGGUCAUACAGAAAUAUCAUUUGUUGCAUCUGGAACAAAUUUACAAUUAGUAUUUAAUGCAAAUCAAAGUCCUUAUAAUCCAGAUAAAGAAUGUGAUUUUGACAAAGAACAUGGAAAGGUUCAUAUUCGAUCACAUUUUAUAAUGAAUGGUGCAUGUGUUAGAUUCCGUGGUUGGUUAGAUUUAGAACGAUUAGAUGGUGUUGGUUGUCUUGAAUAUGAUGAACGUCGUGCAAUACAUGAAGAUGCAAUUCUUCGAGAACAAAUCGAUCGUUAUAAUCAAAGAUUACGUGAUUUUGAGGAUACAAAACGUGCUUAUCAAGAUAAUCGUCGUGACGAAAUGGAUGCUGUAAGACGUGGUGUUGCUACUGGUGGCAUCGGUGUUGGUGUCGGUGGUGGUAUGUGGAGACGAUAAAUACACACACACACACACACACAUUUUUAUUAAGUUUCUAUAGAAAACUAACAUUGAGUUCAAUUAGUUUUUAUGCGAUAAUUUUACACUUAAUAGUUGAUUAUAAUUUUAAAAAUGUAUGUAAAUGUUUUCCGUUUUGUAUACUGACAAAAAAUACUGGUGCAAUUUGGUAAAUACAAAACUAUAUUAAUUUUUGGUAAAAAAAAAAUACUACAAGAAAAUAAAAAUAAGGAUAAAUGUGUACUUAAACCGACGUACGAAUAUUACCAACAAGGAACUGGUGCUUAAUGUGAUUUCAUCAGGACAUGAUAAUUUAAGGAACAAACUUAUAGAUAAUUUCAUUUUAAAAAUAAUUUUUGUAAAAUCAAUUUUUUUAAAUGUCAAAAAAAAAAUAAAAAUUCGUUUUUAUUAGAAAUUUAAUUUUACCUUUAAAAAUGGAGGAAAAAUAACUGUUAUGUACUUAAUUAUUUUAAAUUAAAAAAUAAUUUUGUUUAAAUAUUUUAAAUAGAAAUUAUUUUCCAUUUUUUUUUUUGUUAAUUUGUAAAUAUUAUUACAAUUAAAAAUAUGAUGUUUUAUAAAUUAAUUGAAA